Bacillus rossius redtenbacheri is the source of this 2629-nucleotide messenger RNA. RefSeq names its product protein Cep89 homolog (gene Cep89). Gene Ontology annotation, cellular component: centriole; ciliary transition fiber. The record is from RefSeq and is a predicted model, not a curated record. The coding region runs from base 368 to 2332 and encodes 654 amino acids. The transcript is spliced from 11 exons. Lineage: Eukaryota; Metazoa; Arthropoda; Insecta; Phasmatodea; Bacillidae. Gene Ontology annotation, biological process: chemical synaptic transmission; cilium assembly; mitochondrion organization.
UUGGAAGCUAGUUGGUAUGAAAAAAAAAAAAAGUUAAUAAAAUUGAAACAUGGAAGUAAAUUAUUCAAAUCGCAAGAAAGUUGAAUCUAAAUUAUAAUGUGAAGGUGGGGAUGAUUUUUAAAAUUAAAAUUUAUUUAUGAAUAUUCAUCUUAAGAUUUUAUUCAGAACAAUCUUGGGUUAUGAAGGAUCAACAAAAAAACAACCUGUCUCAAUAGCAUAACCGCAUCGUUUGUGUAUACGAAGUGUCAAAUGCCAAUUUUUCAAUAAAAAUAAACUUCCUGACUUCAAGUAGGUUACCCCAUAAGUGUACCAUUUAAACGAGUGACCAGGUUAGAUCAUCAUUGCAUUACUGUAUUAUCUUGAAGAAAUGUCAGUCCCAUCUUUACCAUUAUUCCUUGCAGAAACAAGAUUUAGAUUUAAUGAAGUUGCUCAAAAGAAUUGUCGACUAGAUUGCAGUGAAAAACCUACAUUUUCUUCAGUUCCCAGCAAUAUUUCUCAUAAAACUUCGCAAAGUAAGCCAAGUGGGAGAGGUCAGUGGGAAGCGGCACGCCAGAGUAGCGCCACCAAGGAGGAAGCGUCGGACCGUGUUUCUCGUGGCCACGCGCACAGGCACCACCGCCACAAGUCUCGCCGCGUAGCCACGAUGUCUGCGGGCCAGGACAACACGACACAACGUGUUCAGGCACAGAAGGAAGACCUUGUGAAUGGUGUGCCAAUAUCUGCACAAAUGCGUCACUCACCAUCCAGUUUAGACUCUGGUCUCCAAAACACCCCAUCAGAUGAAAUGGUGCACAGGAAAGAUGAACAUAUUAAAAACUUACAAGUUAAAUUGUCAGCACUUACAAAAAAGUACAAAGAUGUGGAAAAUGAGAGAGACAGUCUUAAAACUCAGCUGGCGAACCUCCAUCACAAGCAGGAGGCAUUGUCACGAGAGAACGACAGAGUUGCCGCGCUAGAAGCAGAGAACCGUGAGAUGAAAGGAGACAUAGUGAUCCUGAAGAACUUGGUGUACCGCCUGAACGUUGCGCUGGAGCAGUACCAACAGAAGUACAAGCCGGGCGAGCUGUCGUUCGUCAAGCCCACAGAGGUGGACGGGAAGCAAGCAGACCUGUUGUGGAGCUCCAUCAACAAGAAGGCUCUGUUUCCUUUGCUUGACGCCUACUCGGAGACCAUCAAAGAGAAGGAUGACCUCAUCCACUCGUAUGAAAUAGAUCUGAACAAGUUUGUGGCCAACUGUAAGAACAUAGUUGAGGAGAAUGAGAAAUUACAUGGAGAGGUCGAAGACUUGCGUAAGAAGCACGAGAGCAGGCUGCUGGAGCUCCAGACCGCGCAGCAGGAGGCAGCCCUCGCGCAGGAGCAGAGCGAAGUGCUGACGGAUCAGCUGCAGCUGCAGAACAACAAGCUGCAGGAGAUAAGCACGUCGUGUCAGGCCAGAAUUGGAGAGCUGUUGGGGGAGAAUGACGUCUUGAAGGAGAAGUAUCACCAGUGUCGUGGAGACUUGCUCGCUGCCCGAGGACAGCUCUCCGUCCUCAAGGAGGAGUACGAGAACGUGAAGAAAGACUUGGAGAACAAGAUUCCUUUCGCAGUGCACACCGCCGCUGUUUCUGAGUGUCGCAGGUUACUGGACGAGCUAAAGCUGAAGUACGAAUCAGAGCGCAGCCAGCUGUCCAGCCAGUUGGCAGCCGUGCAGAAGAACUACGCAGAGCUGCAGACACAGCAUGCAGCAGAGAGGGCAGAAAGAAAACAAGAACUCAUUCAGGUUCCCAACUUGGAAAAGUUGCUCAAGAGGAGUCAGCAGCAGUGCGAGGACCUGCAGCGACGGCUGGUGUCUGCACGGGUGUCCCGGGACGCCGCCAAGCGCCAGCUGCAGAAGGCGGUGUUGUUCUCGGAGGAGUUGGUGGCAGAGCAGGAGCGUCUGCUGGGCCGGCUGCAUGCCAAGCAGCAGGAAGCCCAGGACAUUGCUCGCAUUGGCAGUUCCAUCAGCAGUCGCAUGAACACACUUCGCUCCAAGAUCAAGACUGUGAAAAAAUUUGCAUUCAAAGAUUUGCACGUGAUUGAAAACCGAAUCAAAGAACAGGAAUCAAAUGUUGACCGUAUGAAGGAUGAAUAUCACAAUGAGGUUGCUCGAUUACGUAAUUUAGUACGCCACAAGGAAGCCAUCAUCAGUCGACUACAGCAGGAAAAAUGCAAGACGGAGGAGGACCUGGAGGUGGUGUGGCAUGCCGCGACGUCACAAGAGUCGUACAUCAAGGACAAGCUGAAGCGGGUGCACAUUCUGCUGCCUGGGAGGGAUCCCAGCGCACACCUCCACACCAGCAGCCAGUUGAAGUGAUGCCUGCGUGCGUCCAUCGUUGAGCUGAACUAGUCAUUGUCUUUUAUAGACUGUGGAGCUAAACUAGUCAUUGUCCUUAGUAUUAGUCCUUGUUACGUUGUUGACCAACGCACAGUAAUACAUAUCAGUCAUUAAUUGAAGUAUUAUAAAUAACUUUUCAUGGAUUUAAAAUGAAAUAUCUGAGUUACUUGAGAAGUUGUUAAAUAUGAAGUGUUUAAGAAAUGUUAUAAAAUGUAUAUUUGCAAUUUGUCAUUACUUUGUGCAUUUCUCAGGAAUAAAUCAGCAAGCCUUUGAGAA